UUAAACAGGAGCACAGAUGUGACCUUGACUCUGAAAGAUCCCCAUUAUCCCGACCAUGACCUUGGAAUCAUUUUGAUGUCAGUCACCCUGACCCCCAAGGAAGGCGACCCCAGGGAUGUGACAAUGCUAAUGAGGAAGAGUUGGAAAAGAUCCAGUAAGGAACUCUCAGAAAAUGAAGUGUUUGGAUCUCACUUCUCUGUGCAGUCUUUCUUUUGGAGGUUUCAGACCCAAAGCUUACGUCUGUCAGACCAGCACAGGAAAUCGCACCUGUGGAGAGGAAUCGUCAGCAUCACCCUGAUUGAGGGCCGAGACCUCAAAGCAAUGGAUUCCAAUGGCUUGAGUGAUCCCUAUGUGAAGUUCCGGCUAGGUCAUCAGAAGUACAAGAGCAAGAUUAUGCCCAAAACUUUGAAUCCUCAGUGGAGGGAGCAGUUUGAUUUUCAUCUCUAUGAAGAAAGAGGGGGUAUCAUCGACAUCACUGCCUGGGACAAAGAUGCUGGGAAAAGGGAUGAUUUUAUUGGAAGGUGCCAGGUUGACCUGUCGUCCCUCAGUAGGGAGCAAACGCACAAGCUGGAGUUACAGCUGGAAGAGGGUGAGGGCCACCUGGUUCUGCUUGUCACUCUGACAGCCUCAGCCACAGUCAGCAUCUCCGACCUCUCCGUCCACUCCCUGGAGGACCAGAAGGAGCGGGGAGAGAUAUUAAAGAGAUACAGCCCACUGAGGAUAUUUAACAACCUAAAAGAUGUGGGAUUUCUCCAGGUGAAAGUCAUCAGAGCUGAAGGUUUGAUGGCUGCUGACGUCACAGGUAAAAGUGAUCCAUUUUGUGUAGUGGAACUGAACAACGAUAGGCUGCUAACACACACUGUCUACAAAAACCUCAAUCCUGAGUGGAACAAAGUAUUCACAUUCAACAUUAAAGACAUCCAUUCAGUCUUGGAAGUGACAGUUUAUGAUGAAGACCGUGACCGGAGCGCCGACUUUCUGGGCAGAGUCGCUAUACCGUUGCUGUCUAUUCAAAAUGGUGAACAGAAAGCCUACGUCUUGAAAAACAAGCAGCUGACAGGGCCCACAAAGGGGGUCAUCUGUCUUGAAAUAGAUGUGAUUUUUAAUGCCGUGAAAGCCAGCUUACGAACAUUAAUCCCCAAAGAACAGAAGUACAUUGAAGAGGAGAACAAGCUCUCCAAACAGCUGCUUCUGAGAAACUUCGUCAGAACGAAGCGUUGCGUCAUGGUGCUGGUAAACGCUGCAUACUACGUUAAUAGCUGCUUUGAUUGGGAUUCACCCCCAAGGAGUCUUGCAGCUUUUGUGCUCUUCCUCUUUGUCGUCUGGAACUUUGAGCUCUACAUGAUACCACUGUUGUUAUUGCUACUACUGACCUGGAACUACUUCCUAAUAGUAUCAGGGAAAGAUAACAGGCAACAUGAUACGGUGGUGGAGGACAUGCUGGAGGACGAGGAGGAAGAAGAUGAGAAGGAUGACAAGGAUGGUGAAAAAAAAGGAUUUAUAAAUAAAAUCUAUGCCAUCCAAGAAGUCUGUGUCAGUGUGCAGAACAUCCUGGAUGAAGUGGCUUCCUUCGGCGAAAGGAUAAAGAAUACUUUCAACUGGACUGUCCCAUUCUUAAGCUGGCUGGCCAUUGUAGCCCUCUGUGUGUUCACAGUUAUUCUGUACUUCAUCCCACUGAGAUACAUUGUUCUUGUCUGGGGAAUUAAUAAAUUUACAAAAAAGCUUCGGAGUCCAUAUGCAAUUGAUAACAAUGAACUACUUGACUUCCUUUCCAGAGUCCCUUCAGAUGUACAAGUGGUGCAAUACCAAGAACUGAAAGCAGACCAUUCUCAUAGCCCAUAUAAAAGGAAGAAAAACAACCUUGGCUAGCCAGCUCCAGCACUGAGGAGACAAGCAUGCUUGGGAAGAGAAAAGCCCUUCAGCCUCGCAGCAUUUCCUUUCUUUCUGCUUUUUAUUUAUUUUCCCUUUUUAUCAUGAUGGAGAAAAUUGUAAAUAGUGUACAAAAGGAAUAUGUCUUUGAAAAUAUACUUCCAUUGUACAGUCUGAACUUGAUAAAAGAUUUUAACUAGUGGAGUGUGGAAGCCUUGUUAGAUAUAGAUAAUAUAGCCAACCGAAAGAAUAAAAAUAAUGGUUAUAAAACUGGAAGAAACAUAUUUCUUGAAUUACAAGUGAAAGAACCAGAAUAUCGGAUUAAAUGCUCAAUUGUACUCUGAUUAACCCUAUAUAAAAUAUAAAUACUGAUUUGAUCUUUAGGUUUCUUGUUAUGUGACUAUUUCUUAUCUGAAAAGUAAUUCAUUAGUUUUUUUUAUGGUUAUGCAGUUCAAAAGGGGGGAACCCCAAAGUCUGAAUAAUGGAAAUGUUUCAAUUUACCAUCCAUCCUGACUUUCCCUCCUGUGUAAAUAAGUUACUUCUGUAUGGCUAAGGCUGAUUUCAAGUUCAUGAGUACAGGCACAUUCAUAUAUUUUGCUGUCUCCUUACACACACAACCCCUUAGGAGAAUCUGAGAUUCUAUGAAUAAAACUUUUAAGCCUUCUAUCAUUCCAUCUAAAACCUUAAAAUCUCUCCAGAACUAUACUAAAUAAAUACUGCCAGGUUUAUAAAUGAUUGAAUACCAGGAUUUUUUUAUAUACCACUACUUAAUUUAUACUGAGUUAGCAAAUUAGCAAGCCAAUUCAGUUGUCAAAAAUACUAGCAAACUAAAUCCAUACUGCAUUUGGUGUCAAAUUACACCCUUGCACAUCUUACAAAACCAAACCAAACCAAACCAAACCAAACCAAACCAAACUGAAGUGUCCUCACGGGAAAAACAAAAACCAGUAUCUGCAUUCUCACUAACUGCUCACACGCUUUAAUGCGCACUCUGAAUUUUGUUAUAUUGAGUUUUAAUGUAGAGAAUGCAGUGGACGAAGUGAAAGGCCAGUUACAUCAUUUAUGAAGAAAGGUCACUGAACGUGCAUGAAAACCUGUUUUGUAAAAUAAACUGCUUUUAAAGUGGUUAUCAUUAAAAAUACUUCACUAACCACACUCUAUACUUAAACAGUGCAUUCUUAAAGCUAACUCCAGGGUCUAUCAAGGGAACAUACCUCUGCAGAGAUAACCUGGUCAGUGAGAAUGUCUUCACUGACUUGUUAAAGGAAUUAAACUCAAUGGAAAUUGCUGCAGACAAUGUUUUGCACUACUUUAUUAAUUGCUAUUCAUAAACAACUGGGGUGGGAUGAAGAAUGUAGAAAAGCAGAAAUAUAUAUUUCACUCUAAAGAAAUUCUUUAAAUCUCAUCAAAGCUGAUUUUUAAAGUAUUUUUAUUUUAGAAAUAAGUUGUUAAAUACUAUUUCUUACAAUAGAACUAUUUUGAUGUUUAUACACUAUGCUUGCAAGAAUGCUGACUAAAUUACCUUUCUACAGAAAGGCUUUGACUUCACCUCAAUAUGCUCCAUUUAGUGUAUUAUGUUUAAAAUGACAUGCUUACAUCUGCAUUCUAUCACUGUUUGUUGCAAAAAACAUACUACUUUAUGAAGUUGACCUAUUACAAAGUUUAUUGAUGAGAUCAUUUGUUUGGUUAAGUUCUGAUUAUACCUGUGAGAUUUAUGUUCUGUGCUGACAGUGUCUACUCAAAUGUCUAUAAGCCUGACAUUCUAUAACCUCAGAUGUACCUAGUGGAUGUAACCAUUAAGAGAUGACUAAGUUUUGUUUGUUCCAUUGUGUAAGAUUUCACAUGUUGACUACAUAUUCACUGCAUUAAAUACAAAAGAAAAUAA
Peromyscus leucopus (white-footed mouse) is the source of this 3754-nucleotide messenger RNA. It is a transcript of the gene Mctp1, whose product is annotated as multiple C2 and transmembrane domain containing 1. The annotation marks the transcript as partial. The record is from RefSeq and is a predicted model, not a curated record. NCBI's taxonomy places the organism in Eukaryota, Metazoa, Chordata, Mammalia, Rodentia, Cricetidae. The transcript is spliced from 19 exons. Gene Ontology annotation, biological process: regulation of neurotransmitter secretion. Gene Ontology annotation, cellular component: synaptic vesicle membrane. Gene Ontology annotation, molecular function: calcium ion binding.